Messenger RNA from Rhododendron vialii, 2947 nucleotides. RefSeq names its product phospholipid:diacylglycerol acyltransferase 1-like. Gene Ontology annotation, biological process: lipid metabolic process. The transcript has 7 exons. Lineage: Eukaryota; Viridiplantae; Streptophyta; Magnoliopsida; Ericales; Ericaceae. Gene Ontology annotation, cellular component: cytoplasm. The record is from RefSeq and is a predicted model, not a curated record. The coding region runs from base 383 to 2440 and encodes 685 amino acids.
AACGUUUCGCGCUCUAACUCGACCAACCGUCCGUUAACGAAUCGUUCGUAACGUUUCCAGAGAAUCUAGAUUCGUCGCCACAGGGAGAGGACCCCCACACAGCUCCCGCAUCGCCCAAUCCAAUCCCAAUUUACCCAACUACCCAAGGCUCCUCUCUCUCUCUCUCUCUCUCUCCACAUUUCCUCCAUUUCUGGCGACAGGAAAUGGUGAAUUGAAGCCUGGGACGAGCAAGGAGGGAUACAGUAAUCCAAUUUAGAAGUGAGAGAUCUGUCGAAUUCCACAAUUAUUUUACGAGUAAUUUCCUGUAAUACGAGAUUUUUUUUGAGAAUUUUCGGGUGUGGUAGCCACCGACGCCGCCUUAUUAAUCCAUCAGCGGAAGAAGAUGCCUUUAUUUCGACGGAAAAAGGCAUCAGAAAACGACAACAAUCCGACCACCUCAAAUCCAACACCAGACGAAAAAGAAGAAGAAGAGGACAAGAACAACACGAAGAAGGUAAAUGCGAAGAAGGCGAAAAAGGCCAAGAGCAAGAACAAAUGGUCGUGCGUGGACAGCUGCUGCUGGUUCGUCGGGUGCGUGUGCACCGUGUGGUGGUUCCUUUUGUUUCUGUACAACGCCAUGCCGGCGUCGUUUCCGCAGUACGUGACCGAGGCGAUAACGGGGCCGUUGCCGGACCCACCGGGGGUGAAGUUGCUCAAGGAAGGGUUGAGGGCGAAGCAUCCGGUGGUGUUUGUGCCCGGUAUUGUCACUGGUGGGCUGGAGCUGUGGGAAGGGCACCAGUGUGCUGAGGGGUUGUUUCGGAAGCGGCUUUGGGGUGGGACUUUUGGGGAAGUUUACAAGAGGCCUUUAUGCUGGGUGGAACACAUGUCAUUAGACAAUGAAACUGGGCUGGACCCUCCUGGUAUAAGGGUCAGGCCUGUUAGCGGACUUGUGGCUGCAGAUUACUUUGCUCCAGGAUACUUUGUUUGGGCAGUUCUGAUUGCUAAUUUGGCUCGAAUUGGAUACGAGGAGAAAUCGAUGUACAUGGCUGCAUAUGACUGGAGAAUUUCAUUUCAAAACACAGAGGUGCGGGAUCAAACACUAAGCCGCAUAAAAAGUAAUAUUGAGCUGAUGGUUGCUACGAAUGGCGGGAAUAAGGCCGUCAUUAUUCCGCAUUCCAUGGGUGUUUUGUACUUUCUCCAUUUUAUGAAGUGGGUGGAAGCACCAGCUCCUAUGGGCGGUGGGGGUGGACCAGAUUGGUGCGCUAGACACAUAAAGGCAGUAAUGAACAUUGGUGGACCAUUUUUAGGUGUUCCAAAAGCUGUCUCUGGGCUUUUCUCUGCUGAAGCUAGGGAUAUUGCAGUUGCCAGAUCCAUUGCACCGAGUGUUUUAGACAACGAUUUGUUUGGUGACUUUGGUCUUCAGACAUUGCAACAUGUAAUGAAGAUGACCCGCACUUGGGACUCAACCAUGUCAAUGAUACCAAAAGGUGGGGACACUAUCUGGGGUGGUCUUGACUGGUCACCAGAGGAAGGCUAUGUCCCUAGCAAGAGAAAGCAAAGAAACCAGGGCCCUCCAGUUUCUGGUCAAAAUGAGACAGAAACGAUGGCUUGUGAAGCAAAAGCUGUCAGCUAUGGCAGGAUUAUUUCUUUCGGGAAAGAUGUAGCGGAGGCACACUCAUCUGAGAUUAAGAGGAUUGAUUUUAGGGUAAUGCAUCAGGGUGCCAUUAAGGGUAAUAAUGUUGCAAAUAACACCUGUCGAGAUGUGUGGACAGAAUACCAUGACAUGGGAGUUGGCGGUAUCAAAGCUGUUGCAGAAUACAAGGCGUAUACUGCUGGAGAUAUUUUGGAUUUGCUUCACUUUGUUGCCCCCAAACUGAUGGCCCGUGUUAGCGCUCACUUUUCAUAUGGGAUAGCUGAUGAUUUGGCUGACCCAAAAUACAAACACUACAAAUAUUGGUCAAACCCAUUGGAAACCAAAUUACCAAAUGCUCCAGACAUGGAAAUUUUCUCAAUGUACGGCGUUGGCAUCCCGACUGAAAGAUCAUAUGUAUAUAGGUUGACUCCUUCCUCAGAUUGCUACAUUCCCUUCCAGAUUGAUACUUCAGCCAAUGGUGGAGAUGAAGAUAGCUGUCUUAAAGGUGGGGUUUUUACUGUUGAAGGAGAUGAGACUGUCCCUGUUCUAAGUGCUGGCUACAUGUGCGCAAAAGGUUGGCGUGGGAAAACCAGGUUCAAUCCUUCUGGAAUUCGAACUUUCAUAAGAGAAUAUGAUCAUGCUCCUCCAGCCAAUCUGCUUGAGGGCCGUGGGACCCAGAGUGGGGCACAUGUGGAUAUAAUGGGAAACUUUGCUUUGAUCGAGGACGUCAUAAAAGUUGCUGCAGGGGCUACAGGGGAAGAUUUAGGUGGUGAUCAAGUCUACACUGACAUCUUUAAAUGGUCUGAGAAGAUCAACUUACCACUGUAAAUUUAGAAGGGUGCCAUGAUUUACUUCACACAGUUGAGGUCUCUGGUUCAAGUCCAAAAUAUUUUUCACGGCAACAUAUUUUGAAGACAAGAUCAAGAAGUGAGAGUCGAUGUUACUUCUAUUGCUUUCCUUGUGGAGGAUUCACUGAAACUGUGUCAUAUAGCUGCCCAGGAGCAAGUCGAACUUUCGUUUCGUGUUGCGAAGCUCGUUGUUGGGAUGCGCGCUCGUUUUCACAAAGGUGCCGUGUGUAACAACAGUAUGUUCUUGAAGUUAGUCAUAGCUUGAUUGGUCAUGAGGAAGUCAAUUGGAUGACUGGAGUGGCAUUUCUUGGCGUACUUUGAAGCUGCUUUGGCUCAUCCUGCUGUCAAAUUUUGGAGUUCAACUGUAGUAGUUUCUACAAAAUUGUUUGUAUUGUUUGGUAUUAGCCCCAACCACGUAGUAUCUAUUACUCUGUAAACUUGGGCUUAUGCCACUUGCCAAGUUAUCCACAUUCACAUCUUUUACUCA